This is a messenger RNA of Ceratitis capitata (Mediterranean fruit fly), 6965 nucleotides long. It is a transcript of the gene ImpE1, whose product is annotated as myb-like protein X. Gene Ontology annotation, molecular function: protein binding. The record is from RefSeq and is a predicted model, not a curated record. The coding region runs from base 786 to 6113 and encodes 1775 amino acids. NCBI's taxonomy places the organism in Eukaryota, Metazoa, Arthropoda, Insecta, Diptera, Tephritidae. The transcript has 8 exons.
AAAAUUGUGCAAUUUUUUUUGGUGCAUAAAGUAUUUUAAAACAUAAUUUUGAAAAUUUCUGAUAGUGAUAUUUGAUCAAAAACAAAUCCAGAAACGCUGAAGAUAUACAACAUAGAACUACAACCAACACAUAAAGCAGUUUUUCGUGCCAUACCAACGACAACAAUAACAACAACAAUAACAACAACAACAGCAGCAGCAACAACAUCACAACCCAUAUGCUUGUUUGCCGUCAACGAAACGCAUACGGAUCGCAAUACACUACAACAUUACUUAACAUACAUAUGUUCAUAUGUAGAUACAUAUGCGCAUAGCUACAUACGUGUAAAGUGAGGUUUACGUGCAUGUCCCAAAAGGCCUCUACGCCUCAAACGUUCGCCCUUUCACUUGAUUCUCAUUCAGCUGUGGUGUUCAGUGUGAGAACACUUUUGUGUCUGUGUGUGUUUCUACAUACAUACGUAUAUGCAUGUAUAUUAAAUAUAUUAAUAAACAUAUACAUCAUCAUAAACAAACAAGGAAAUAAACUUUCUUAAGAACCAUAAAAUCUUACAAGAAAACGCCAAAAUAGUCAAAGUAGCAUUACCGCUAACUAACAGAAGAAAAAAAUAUAUAAAAAAAACUAAAAGAAUUAAAUAAAUAAACGUCAAGAACAAGCGAAAAGAGCGUAUGUACAGACAUUAGUACAAUAAUAAUAAAAAAAACCACACACACACACAUUAAGAAAUAUUACUUUGGUGCAAUAGAAGCAGCAGCCGUGGCCUUAGUGGCAGUGUGCGCAUCUCAACAUGGCGUACACAAGACGACAACCUGCCCGAAAUGCUUUUACGGUUAAGCGAAUCUUGGUGAUAUUUCUUUGUAUGGCGUUACAUGAUGGACUACUCGUGAAAGCGCAACAACAACGCGAACCUCGCUUGGGCUCCAAAUGUCAACAUGAUAUGGACUGUACGGAUUUCAUUAAGGGCAGCGCCUGUUCGGCGAACGGUUUUUGCGAGUGUGCGCCCUAUUUUGUACAAUAUAAUGGCACAAGCUGUUUGUCGUCACAACUUCUGGGUGGUGACUGCGUGCUGAAUGAACAGUGCACAAUGAAGGUGGCCAACAGCAGUUGUUUGGAUGGCGCUUGCCGAUGUGUUGAAGGCUUCCUGCAGUUCCGCAAACAUACCUGUCUUGGACCUGCCCUACCCGGUGCUGUCUGCUACAGCCACGCUCACUGCCAAAUGUUUGACACACGUUCCCAUUGUGAUUUUCUCAUCCCCAAUCUCUUUGGGCGUUGUCAGUGCACUUCCCCUGCUAGGCUCGUAGGAGGUUUUUGUGUCGAAGGUAAUGCUGCAGCGCCAGCAGAAAUCUCAGCACCUACAACAACAUCAACAAGCAGUACAACCACUACCAGCACCACCUCAACAACAACUACAGCCGCGCCAACAACUACAACCUCGGUGCCAGUAGCUGAGCCAGUGAGGUACGAUAGUAUCGAAGAACAAUCGACUUUCGAUGAAAUCGCUGAAUCACCAGCCAAUUCCGAUGCUGACAUGGACAUACCAACUACCACAUCGCAGCAAGCAUUGACACCGGCAGUAGCCGAGGAGCAACAACAACAUGUGUUAGCAGCUGAUGAAAUACUGGCACAAGAAACCACACCCGUUGCAGAUGAUUAUCCCUAUAAGAUCGAGGAUGAGUAUGAUGGUGAUGUAGAUAAAGAACAGCAGCAACAAGAUGAUUAUGAACAUCCACAACAACCGAUUGCAGUAGAACAAAAUGAACACAUACACGAUAGCCAAACGCAUGCUGAGGACGAAGAACAUAUACAACAACAGGUACAGCAAGAUCAUAUCGAGGAAGGCGAGGCACUGCCUGAGCAGCGGCCUGCAGCGGAGCAAGAGCAAGUGCAAGCAUCGACAAACGUUGAAGAGACACCCGUAAAAGAAGUCUACCAAGAAGCUCAAAAUCAACAAUCUGAUAUUGUAGAAACUGAACCCGUUGAAGAACCGAUCGUAGAAGAACAAGCGCACAUAGAUCAAGUAUUAGACGAACAUAAGCAAGCAGAUUUCGUUGAAGAAACUCCACUCAAAGAAACGCCAGUCAUAGAACAAGCCGAAGAUCAAGCCUCCAAUGCAAUUCAAAAUGUCCCUGAGAACACUAAUUCCCUAGACGCUGAAAAUACAAAUACGGCAGAAAAUAUUGACAUCCCAUCUCCAGCUUUUAGUGACCCUGUGCGUGAACAGGAUGUGAUGAGAGAAGAACAAAACAAUGUCUCCGAUAAUAUUGUACAUCUUGACGAGGAACAAAACACCAACAACGAACCACAACAAUUGGCCGACGAAUUUGGGCAGAGUGAAAAAGAACAUGUUGCAAUGGCAGAAGAGAAGAAUGACGUAGCGGAACAGGAUUUAAAACAAGAACAACCAAACAUUGUGACAGACCAAGUUGCUGAAGAAGCAGCAAAUAUUUUCGAAACUGAGCAUGUAGCAGAAGAGACUCCCGAACAAAUGUCUUUGGCACCUCAAAAUAAUGUAGCGUCUAAUAUUUUCGAAGACCCAGUAGUUAAUCAAGACCAUAAGGAGUCUGUUAAAGUUGAAAAUGAAGAUAAAUAUGAACAGGCAGCAAGUGAAAAUGAGCAACAAGUAGAAUUGACACCUGAACUACACGCCGAAGAGCACAUUGUAUCCUUUGAUGGAACACAAAAUCAAAAGAAUGAAAUCUCGCAAAACUCAGAUGAGUUAUCCGUGGGCACAACUGUGUCUCACGAAGCCACCAAUGCGCCAAACUCAUUGUCUUCAGAACAUCAGGAACAGCAGUAUGUUGACUAUCAUCCCGAAAUGGAAAUGUAUGAAGAUGUGGAGCAUGAAGAAGAGCACGCUGCGGAUAUCGUAGACGAUACCAUGAAAUUUGAUUAUGAAGCAGCACAAGAUGAAUACAAUGCUGAACAUACGGAAGCAAACAACGUUGACGAAGCAUUCGCCGCGACUGACUCAGCCAAUUGGCAACAAGAAUUCGAACAAGGGUCAGACACCACACCAACUGCGACGUCGGAAUUCGAGUCACAACCUCAGGCGCCUGCACUUGGUGUACCGGAAAACCAAAAAGAGACGGAUGGCGUUAGUCAGCAAGAAUUCGAAGAAAACAAAGCUGUCGAAACGCAAGAAACUGAAAGUGAGACACAACACGCUCAGACAUAUCCGCAGCCGACGCAGCAGCCUCAGGCGGAAGAAAAUGAGGAAAUUGAAAGUACUACAUCAGUGAACGCCGCCAAUCCAGCCAACUUAGACUCACCGUCAGCAGUUUCCGAACAAGAGCACAACAACAAUCUACCAAGCAGCAGUGUAAUUGCCCAAGACGAAUUUAUUGAGCCUGAGGAAGCGACAAUAGCAAUAACGGAACAAAGUGCACCGGAACAACAACAAGACGACAUACUACCGCCCGAAAACGUACAAGCUGAAUCUAGCAACCAACAGCAAAUUGUGAAUGAGUCCGAGCUGCCAUCAGCAAACGAGCCAAGCGAUGUGGAUCUUGUUCAUACAGCUGACGAAGACAGUGCAGACGUGCUUGGAGCAGUAACAGAGGGAAUUAUAGCAGCCGACAACGAUGCAGCAGCUAGUGAAUUAGUGAAUCAAGUUAUAGAAAAUGAAGAAUUUUCGCCAGAACAUACAGUUUCAGUAGAUUCAAUGACAGUGACAUCACCAGUUUUUGCACAAGCUGCAGAAGUUUCGGAUAUGGAGAACGAUACUAAGAAGACUCAAGAAGAGCAGGAAGAUAGUCAUAUUGUACAAGAUCCGGCUUUUGUGGAAGAAAUUGCGGUGACAACCGAAGUACCAUUAUUCCAAAGGACUGAUACUGAAGCGAUUGCCACAGAAGAGAAUAACGACAUUGAACAGGUGAAUGGUAAAGAUAGCAUAAUUGCUGAAAGCGAGACUCACACCGAGCGAUAUGUCAUGGAUGUUGAGGAUCUGAUAAAAGAAGAAUCUCAGACAAAUAAGCUUGACGCAACGGCAGAGCCUGAGCUCGAUAACAAAAUAGCACACCCAGAGGCAGGAAACAAUGUGGUUGAGGAGAAUAGUGAAAAUGUUGUGCUUGAUCAGAAUCAGCUAGCAACACCAGAAGAGAUUGCGAUAGUUGAGCACGAAGACGCAGCAGCUGAGGAGAAAAAACCUGUUGAUAGCUUAAACCAGUUUGAGCAAAAUGUUAAUGGCAAUGAAGUGAGCCCCCCAGAACAAAGCGGUCACACAAAAGGAACUCAUGUUUUUGUUGAAGCUAAUCCCACUGAAGCUGAGAGCUCGAGCGAUUCCAAUGAAGAAGCAGCAUAUCUUUCAAAUACCUCAGUGGAGCUAGGUAAUGAAAGUAUCGACAAAGAGACCGUCACCACAUUACCCGAUGACUACGCACACAUUGAAAGUUACGAAAUACUGAAUAACGCACAAGAAGAACACACUGGUGAAAAACAUGAUUUCGAGGCACCGACUGAGUCUAACUUCCUCGACUUUAGCGAUCAAGAUGAAUCUGUGCAACAAUCUGAGUCAUUUGAAGAACAGGAGUCGAUUGCCGACAUACUAAGUGAUCUGAUGUCCGAAGAUAUCACUACACCAUUGCCGUUAGAAGCCGUAACUGAAAAAGAAGGCGUUAUAUCGUUAGAAGAUACUAACAUUGGUGGAAAAGAAGGUGUGAAUGCACAAGCAGAAAGCAUUGUCGACAUAAACAAUGUCGAAGAGAAACUAGCUACACAACCAGAGGCCGAGACCACGGAGACGCAUGAGCCGAACGGAGAAAAAUUGAUCACAUUCUAUCCAGAGGUUCAGGACCUUAGCGUGCAAGCAAACAAUGAUAUUGAAGUGCCGCAGGGAGCUGAAGAUGCGACACGUUUGACACAGUUGCCUGGGGAUAGUGGCACUCAAGUCAAUCAACUUGAAGACGCUGAUCACACAUUAUCACCUGAAGAACUGCCAUUCGAUUUGACAUCUAUCGAUGAUAUACAACCACAGGAAUUGGAGUCAGAUAGUUUAGUUUUGGGGACGACCACAACACCUGCAGUGAUGGUGGAAGCAGAGCCAGAAGUGGAAGCAGAAGAAGAUGAAGCUUCCGGAGCGGGCGUUCAUGACGUGCGACAUGAAGAAGCGACAGCAACACCGGACGAUAUUCUCGAAAUAACCACACAGACUAUGUUGGGCUUGGCAAGUCGUGUAACACUAAUGGAACCAGCUGCGCCAGUUGCUACAACACUUAAGCCGCUGAUGAACGAAAUUUCGCCAGAGAGUGAAGCAACACCCGAGCCAGUAAAGGAAAUACCUGCCACAGAAAAUGUGCUAACCGCUAAACCAAAUACAGAAAUACGUAAGCGUGUUGAAUUGGGUACUGAAGCCGUUUCUCUCGGUCUGAAUUGUAUGCAUGAUCGCCAGUGCCAGCUGGCUGAUCCAAAUACGAUUUGCAAUACGCGCGGUGUUUGCGACUGUGCGCUGAGCGAGCCAGCAGCUGAAACGCAAUGUAGUGCGCAACGUACAGGUUGUGCACCCGGUACUUUCCAGUGUCGUUCCAGCGGCGUAUGCAUCUCUUGGUUCUUCGUAUGCGACGGCCGGCCCGACUGCAAUGACGACUCCGAUGAGGAGUGCACCUUCAAUGCUCGCUUGAACCAAACUUGCCCACAGGAGGCAUUCCAAUGUGAACGUAGUGGCCGUUGCAUUUCGCGUGCCGCACGUUGUGAUGGACGCAAGCAGUGCCCACACGGUGAGGACGAAAUCGGUUGUAAUACGGUAAAGGCUGGUACAUGCCCGCCACACACCUUCCGUUGCAAGAGCGGCGAAUGUCUACCCGAAUACGAAUAUUGUAAUGCGAUAAUAUCGUGUCGCGAUGGCAGUGAUGAGCCGCCCCAUUUGUGUGGUUCUCGUUCGAUGCCGACCUUCUUUCUGCGUUUGUUGAAUGCGGGUGGCUUACUGGAGAACGAGGAUGCUUACUGCCCGCAUCGUUGCAGCAAUGGACGUUGCCGUUCGACGGCGAUCGUUUGCUCGGGUAGAGAUGGUUGCGGUGAUGGCACUGAUGAGCAGACAUGCUCCGUUUGCAGAUGUCCUGCGCCGAAUAAUAGCGGUUUUACUAACUAUCUUGCCAGACAUCGUCCCAUGCCGUUAUGGUAGAUUGGAUCACAGCGUAGAUUGCAGCAACCAUAAACUCACGCACACGAGCCCCCAUCCGCCCCAAAAGGAGUAACUCAUUUCGGUAUUCCUCAGUGGUUUGUGGUAAAUGUGAACAGUUUUCCAGCGACUACUUUCAUUUCAAGUAACCAGAGCAUGGCAAUUUUGCAGUAAUCCGCUCGUGGCUGCUACCAAGCAUGGCUAACCCAGCGCCUUAUGAUAAUUUUUUUUUUUUUUUUUUGAAACUCUGCUGUUACUCCAAACGCCUAAAACUAGCGGUUAAGCUUAUUUAUUCUACACAUAAAACUAUGUCUUAUCAUUAAAAUGAAAUAUCUCGUAGCUAUUGCCACCUUGCUGGCGAGGGACAACGUGCGCUUUAGAUUGAUAGAUGCGCAUGCUCACCGUAUACUUUUCAUAUAGGAUACAUUGGAAUAAAAGAUGUCCUUUCUGGUACUUGGAAAGGAUACUUACCCCAUUCCUAUACAUUGCACAAACAAUUUCUUUGACCCAGUGAUGUUGGCAAUUGCUUACAAACAGACACAAUGGCACGAAAUCAUUUAACAUUUACAGCACCCUUAUUUAUUUUAAACUAUUUAUUCUCAUCUUCCCUCCCAUUUUUGAACUGCCAGUUUAAGUUUUAGUUUGUAGAAUUAAGUUAAAAAAAAAAAUUAUAUGAAAACAACGGUAAAGAGAUAAAACAAAAAGAUUAUAAAACUAUGCAAAAAUAAACUAAAUCAAUUUGAUAAAAUUAGGCAAUUCAAUUUUCAAUAGAUAAGCACUUCAAACUGAAUAUUCGUAUCAGCAGAAAAACUUUUAUGAAAAAAAAAAUUAUAAUAAAAAUUUGUAUUUCUUUUA